Messenger RNA from Stegodyphus dumicola, 13396 nucleotides. RefSeq names its product B-cell receptor CD22-like. Gene Ontology annotation, molecular function: protein binding. NCBI's taxonomy places the organism in Eukaryota, Metazoa, Arthropoda, Arachnida, Araneae, Eresidae. The record is from RefSeq and is a predicted model, not a curated record.
AACACUAUGCAUCAAGCGACUGAGUUUAUUUGUGUUUAUACCUUUGUGAAUACAAAUAAAUGAUGCUGUGCUAUGAGAUUAGCGCCGAUCACUUUAUAUUCUUUACAAAUACUACUCUGUGUUUCAGCACCAAAUGUGUUCAUAGUUGAUGAAGAAGGUAGAACUGUCUCCGACAUGAUAGGCCCUCUUGAUGAAGGUUCGCGUCUUUCACUGUUUUGUGAAACGAGUGGAGGUAUUCCCUCUAUUGUCACUUGGUGGCGAGAUUCAUUCCUGCUUGAUGAUAGCUUUGUUACUAUGCCUAGAGGAGUUGUUCGAAAUGAACUGACUUUGGCAUAUUUGGACAGGAGAGAUUUGAUGUCAACUCUCACGUGCCAAGCUUCUCUUCCGAAUGCAACUGAACCAUCGAAAACAUCAAUUAGUUUAGAUUUGAACUUAAAGCCACUAAAUGUCCAUAUAACAACACUCCAACGUCCACUGUCUGCUGGUAGGUGGACCGUAAUGAAGUGCCAAUCAAGUGGUUCAAGGCCUCCUGCUAUCAUAACUUGGUGGAUUGGGAGCAGACAGCUUUUAAAUGUUUCAGAGACAAUUUAUGAUACCACUACAAUCAGCAAACUUAUGUAUGUGCCUACUGCUGAUGAUCACAAUCGUGUUUUGUCAUGCAGAGCAACAAAUCCGGUCAUGGAUGGGAAUAUAUUAGAAGAUCAUCGUGUCCUAAAUAUACAUUAUGUUCCGUCAUUAUCAGUAACAGUUGGAGCACCUCAUGCAUACAUUAUGGAAGGGGAUAUUGUUUAUUUUGACUGUAACAUAGAUGCUAAUCCUCCUGCAACAGAAGUUGGAUGGCGAUUUGGUGAUGACCCCAUUUAUACUGAUGUUAACACCGGUAUCAAAGUACAGAAUAGGUCACUCCUUUUACAUCAAAUAAAUAGAAAACAGUCUGGAAAUUAUUCUUGCAUUGCUGCCAAUUCUGAAGGAGAAGGCAUAAGUGAUAGUGUUGUGAUUAAUGUUCAAUAUGUUCCUUAUUGCACUGCUAAUCAACGAGUUUCAUACGGAGUUGCUCUUCGUGAUUCUGUGGAUAUUGUAUGUGAAGUGGAAGCAUUUCCUGAAUAUGUGAAGUUUCAGUGGUAUUUAAACAACACACUUCGACAAAUUCCACUGAAGAAUUUUAUAGUCAAUGGCACCGUAAGCAUUUUGCAGUAUGUUCCAAAACGAGAAAGUGAUUAUGGUCAUUUAAUGUGCCUUGCAGAGAAUGGUGCUGGGUUACAAAAAGAAGCUUGCUGUUUCAAAAUAUCUCCAGCAUCUGUUCCUAGUCCUGUAGAAAACUGUAUCGUAAGUAAUGAGACCCUUAGUUCAGCAUUUGUAAGUUGCAGUCCUGGAUAUGAUGGAGGACUUUCACAAGAAUUCCAUAUAGAGUUGUAUAGCUCUAAAGGCUUGGUGGCUACAUCUAAAGAGAAAAGUUUACCCGAGUUUCAGAUAAAUGAGUUGCCUCAGGGUACUUCAUUUAUUGCUGUUGUGUUUGCUACUAAUGAUUUGGGUAGAAGCAAUGCUGUUGCUUUUAGUGUUGUAACAAAAUCUGAUGCAGUACCUGACAAAGAUGCAAUACUUAUACCAAUCAGUCCAGCAUUGGGUGCAUUGAUAGCUGUCAUUGGAAUCCUAGUAUCUGUUGCAGUAUUUAUUAUCUUGUGUUCAAAGCGUUGGUCAACCAAAUUAGGAGAGGAUGUUCAAGAAACUCCAGCUGCAUGGGAAGAAGGAGAACUCAAACCUGGUCAUCAGCACAUUUAAGAAAGAUUCACUUCACUACUUAGCCACCAUAUGUGUUCAAAAAUCAGAUUUUAUAAUGCAAUAUUUUUAUCAUGUAAUAUUUUUGAAUAUUAGUUGAUUUGCUAGACAUAACAUGCAAUUGUUUAUUUGCUAGAAGUCAAGCAAAAGUAAACUUAUUAUAAAGGGGAGAUUAGGCCACUUUAUGCAAUAACUGAUGACCUAUUGAUUCCACAUGGUAUGUCCAGGCUUUCAUUUCUAUCAAUUUUUUAUAUUUCCUUUUUAUUAUUUAAAGCUGAAAACGCAAAGCAAAUGCCCUGUCUAAUGGAUUUGAAAAAUAUUCGGAAGUAAAAAAUUUUCUAGUUACAAUCACAAUUAAGUUAUGAAUCAUAUUUUAGUAAUUUUCAUGGACAUAUUAAAAUUAAUAUUUUAAAGUAGUGAAGUGAUAAUAUAAUUAUAGUAUUUUACAGAGUAAUCCUUAUUAACAGAUUCUCUUUUAUUAAAAGAAUUAUUUAUAUACUUUUAUUAUUUUCUAUUGUUUGUCAUGUUUCAGGAAUUUUUUUUUAAUUUUAAUUUAUCGUUCUUGAUAGCAUUGUGAAUGCUUGAAGUGAGAAGGCUAUUUUUAUUAAAAAAGAAUAGUAUGUUGAACUAAGAAUUAAGAUUAAUAAAUGCAUGCAAAUGUGUUGUAAAAUAAAUUCAUGGCAAGGGAAAACUGAAUUAGGUAAUUUUUGAAAGAGUUUCAUUUGGGAAAGGUAAUCAGAAGUAAUUUACAAUUAACAAAAACUUUUCCUCGUUUGUCAUUUUAUUACACAAUUUUUACAGCCAACUUCAUAUUUUUCCUUCUAUUAACCCUUUAGUAAAACUGCUAUUGUUUGUUAUUUUUUCAAAUUUGAUUUUUUCACUUUAACAUGCAAAAGCAGGUUAAAUUAAGUACCAACUAGUAUUAUUUUAAAUUCCUCCCUUCCUAAAUUUUAUAACUCUUGGAUUUAAAUGUAUGAGUAAAAAUAUUAGUUUAUUAAAUUGUUUAGUGUAUAAAAUAUGAAAGUUGAAAUUCUGUGCUUUAUUAUAUUCAAAGAGUUUCUUUGAUCUGGACAUACCCUCGUUUGAAAACAAAUUUAAUUUAUUCUUGUCAUUUUUAUAAAAGAUUUUAAUUUAUGCUAGUAUAAUUCUUUGAUCUGGACAUACCCUUAUUUGAAAAGAAAUUUAAUUUAUUCUAGUCAUUUUUAUAGAAGAUUUUAAUUUAUUCUAGUCAUUUUUAUAGAAGAUAAAAUUAUAGAAUAAUAUUUUCUCUGUGAUCAAGAGUUAUUGAAAGUAUGAUUUCAUGACUAUUGUAAGCAUUUAAACCUUGUCAAAUGUAUCCUUGUACACAAAGGUAAACUGCUGAAAUUUAUCUUUUAUAGAAAUAAUAAAUAAUAAUAUGAAAUUUUUAUUGGUCUAUAUUCAUAAUCCUGAAUGUCUUAUUUUGAGAAUUUAUCUUUAGAUCCUUUUUGUACUAUUGUUUAUAGCUUGUUCUACAUUACCUUUUUGAUGCUGUGCAUCUCUUAAUGGAUUAUAUUCAGACAUGAUCAUCAGUUGUCAAUUGAUAUCCAGUUUGCAUUAUGAAUUCUAGCACAUGGUAAAUAUUACUUCAGUAUAACCUUUAUUUGUUUAAUUACUCUGUAAAUUUUGUAACAGUGUAUUUAAAUAAGUGAAUGAGAUUUUCAAAUAGCUGUACAACUACAUUUAUGGCAAGAUCUGAAACAAUUCACUAAUUGUAAAUUCUGUUUCUCAAAAAAUAUUUAAAGGAAGUCUAUUACUAGUCAGAAGUGUAUGUACAUAUCUUAGAGUAUCUUAAAUUUUGAUACAAAAUGAAAUUAAAUUAUCAAGAAAUUUUUAUUUAAAAUUUAAAACAUGGAUAUCAAGACUGUGAACAGUCAUAAGAAUCUUUUUUUUUUUUUUUAAAAAAGGGGGGAUGUGUUUAAAAAGCAUUGAGAUUUAAUUAUUCAAUUUUAAUUUAUUUUUACGAGAUCCAGGCAAAAUUAGUAAAAAUUGCAUGUUUUUCUUAACUGAAUGUGAGAGAGAAGAAAAAGUAUGUUUGAAAUGUAUGUAAUGAAAAAGAUUUGUUAAUGAAAAAAGAACAAAAGUUAAUUAGAUAAAACCUUUUAUUUGAAAGUGUAUAUUUUGAGGCUAUUAUUCCUCACAACAUUAUCGGCAUUAAUGGGCUUAUUGUAUAGGGAUAUAAAGUUUUGUGUACAAUUAUCAUAUACUUUUAAUAUAUAGAGAAAUGCUGUUACCAUUUGCUAGAGUUUCUUUUUCAUUGUCAGAAAAAGUAUAAUAUCACUCCAAAACUCUUUUUUAAUUUUGUGGAAAGAUGGUAAUUGUUGGAGAACUGAGUUAGUACAGCAAGCCAGAUGUUUCUGAAUUUCCUGCUAAAAGUUGUGAAGCAGCUGCUAUGCAAAUGCAGUGACACAUGGUUGGAUAUUAUCAUGGAUUGCGAUUGUAACAAUUGGACAAGAAAAGUUUCCUGCAAUUUCAAGUUACUUUUUUCUUUUUCUUUGGUAUUUUGAAAUAUGUGUUUCCAUUAAUGGUUUGAGUAUAAGCAUAAAAUAAAUAAAUUGGAAUGAACUGUGUCUGUCUCAGAACAUGCUAAUAAUUAUUUCUGUGUGAACCACUUUGCUUUCUUCUAUUUGGUGGGAGAAUGAUAUCAUGCCAUGGAUUUUCAUUUGUACUUAAGCAUAGAGCACCUCAUAAUCAAAAAAUUAAAAUGUUUUAAAAUAUGAAUCCCCCCACUUCAAAAAGCAGCAUCUCUUAAGAAAGCUGUCAAAGUAUAGUGUCAGUUUGUUUAUUUAAUAACAAAUUUUUAUUUUAUUUGAUAAAUAAUGCAUCUCAGUAUCAGUUUAAGUUAGAAAGUAAUUACCUUCAUUUGUAUAUUGCAUUAAAAGUGUCAAUGCAGUUUCUUUUUUUCUGUGGGUAUUUUCUUCUAUAAACAUGUGUAACACUCACCUGGUAUAAACCUUUCUGUAAUUAAGAGGAUGUGUAACAGUAUCACAUGUAACAAAUGUUUAAACUCUGCACAAAGUUCAUCGAUGACAAUCACAUUGCAUAACACACCAAACAUAUAUUUGACUGAUGCCUCCUGAUUUUCUUUCAAAUGAAUUAGUGAAGUGAGGAAUGCAAAACUCUGUCUUUUGGUAUUACAAAGGCCUCAAUGAAUGCUUAUUGGAAUAAUAGCCAAGAGUAUCUACUUUAAAAAUAGAUAGGUUUUAUUCAACUAUAUUCUUUUAUUACCACACAAGUAAUACUUUCUUAACACACCUCAUGAUAAAAGAAAUAAAGGUGUUGUGAAAGAUGAGGAGAAUUUUUUCCUCUUUUUAGCAUUUUCAGAAAGUUGCAAAAAUGUUGUGCCUAAUUAUGUAAUUAUUCUUUAUUUCAGUUGCUAAAUAAUACUAGAACCCUGUUUAUUUGCAUAUAAGUAUAUGAACAAAAGUAUGCUUACUUUCAUAAUAUUCUCUGUAUAUUCAGCCAUGCAGUUUUUAAAUAUCAUAGUGCAUAUUUUAAUUAAGCUUUUAAAAUUCUUCAUAUUUAAAUAUAUAUUCUCCACUGCAUAUAUUAAGUAUAUUAUAAUUCAGAAAUUGAUAAUUAAAUUGCUUUGAUACAUGUUUAAAGUUAUUAAUGCAUAUAUUCAAGUGUUUAUCUGUUCAAACAUGAUACAAUAGUCAAUCGUCCUGAAAAACUUCGUACUGAAAAUUGAGGAAACAAAUCUACAUUUUGGUAACUUCUGAUUUUGCAGUUUUUAUGGGUCAAAAGUAAAGUCUUUCUGACUGCUAAUGGAAGAGUAAGAUUAAUUGUUAUUUUCUGUGAAUUAUUCUUUUUAACUACACUUUAAGCAUUUUAGAUUUGGCAAAAAUAUUCUAAACUUGUGUACGGUAAAAACAUUCUUCCAAAGUAGAUAGUUCAUAUAGAUAAGGUACAUUUCCUGCAUUAUAAUUCUCUACUAAAUAGAAUAAAUAAACUGAAAAAUUUGUUAAAAACUCUCUUGAAGUUAAAAAUUAAAAUAGAUUUUUUUCUUUAAAAUUUAUCUCUUAAAUUGGUACUUACCAGUGUAGCAGCUUAUAUUUUUAUUAAUCUAUUAUGGAAACUUGUUAUGACAUAAACUAAUGAACUUCUUAUGAGAUCUAGCCUUCCUUAUGGUUGCUUGAAAAUCAUUUGCUAUGCCUUAUAUUCUUGAUUUUCAAUUUACAUAUGAAAUGCUAAUGAUAGACAUUAAGUGAUUUGUAGUUAAGAAAAAUUUGUUCCUUAAUAUUCUAUGUACCAGAUAAAGUUUUUUUAGGGGGAGAAUUCCCAGUCUGCAGAUAUUGACUUAACUGUGAGUAAUAUGUCAGAAAUAUGUAGCUAAUAAGGACUGAUAUGUUCCGAGAAUUUCAGAGAUCAUUACUCAUCUGCUGGCUGUUUAUUCAUGAUUGUUGUAUUUAAAGUAUUCUUUGUAAUGCAAAACAGCAGGUUAUAAAAAUACUUCAUAUGUAUAAGAAUAUGUUUGUUUUUGGCAUUAUCAUUACUUAUUAAAAACAUUUAUUGUAAAAAUUUGAAUAAAUAAUUGUAAAGCUAAAAUAAUAAUAAGAGAGUAAAUUAUAAACUGUAAAGCUUUAAUUAUUCUUGAUACAGUUAAUCAUAUUAUGUGAUUUUUCACAUGUGUUUUUCUUUUUACUCAUAUUACAGUAAAUUUAUUUUGUAAAUAAUUGUGAUUUAUAUAUUUUAUUUAUUUAUUUAUUGCUAAUUUUCUGUCUGAUUUCCAUUAAUUGGCCUGCUUCAAGCUUCAAUCCAUAAAAUAACUUGUUUUGAAUAUCAUUUUGAUGCAAUUAUAUUUAUGCUGUCAUGUAUAGCAAUUUCUUUUUGGGGGGGCGGAGGUUAAUUUUAAUGAAUUGUAUUUAAUUUUCAUGUUCUUAGUAUUCCACCUGUGAAUGACGUUACUACAGAGUUAAAUUAUUAAUUAUGAUACUGUAAAUGCUAUAUUCCUUCGAUUUGAAGAAUGGCGUUUUUUUCUUUCAUUCAAUUGUCACUAAAAACUAGUACAUGUUAGAAAUGAUAGGCCCUAAUAAUUAUCGAUAUCUCCAUGUUACUAAUUAUUCUAAAGUAAUAAAACUUUUCAAAAUGAUUAAUUUAAAUAGAAAUACUGUUGUUUCUAAUAAAUAAGCAGUUAUUAAAAAUAUUUUCUGAUUGUAUUUGAAUUUUCGUUUCACUUAUUUGAUUGUCUUGGACUCAACUACGUAAUUGUUUUUUUUUUGUUGGUACUACUGUAGCUGAGGGAUGAAUCUUAGAAUGGAAUUUAAAAAAGGAUCUGGCAACAGUAACAACAAAAAAUUACUGAUUCUUACUAGGGCAUACUUUCUCGCAUGCACUGUCAUGAAUUUGAAAUUUUGAUGUUACUGGAAACUCUUAAUACCUCACAUUUGCAUUUACAUCAGUUUGGGUCAAGUUCAACAUUUUUCAGUAAUAAUUGGAAAAUAUUUCCAAUCUUAAAUUUACUUCAGCUUUAUCAAGAUCCUUGUAUUCUAGUCAGUUUUAGUGUGAAUGAAAAUAAAUGCUCUUAUAUUAUUAUUAAGCAAGACUUGGUGACAUUUUACCAUGCUCGUGUCAACUACCUGUAUAUGUUAUCCAGUUUCUCUAACUGUUAACCAAGAACAAACAGAUUUAGUGAUCAUACACAAUGGAAUGCCAUUUAUUAGUAAUCAGUUUGCACAGAAGUUUUUGUUAAGUGCUUAAAUACAUUAUUCUCUGCUAUUAGCUGCUUCAUAUCUGUAAGAAAGAUUAAAGUUUCAAGUGAUGAAGAAAAUGCUAUUUUCUAAUGCAGAAAGAGAUUUCUUAAUGAAAUAAGUAAUUUUAUCAAAUGCAUGCUGUCUGAGUGUAGGUUAUGGAAAGUAUAGUAUGGACAUAGUAUUUACACUGUGGUGUGGUUCAAAUCUAAUCUGAUCAAUUUUGAAGAAAAAAUUGUUAAUGGUUUUGUAAUGUGUUCCAAACAUAAAUGCAUAUUUGGAGACUUCUAAUUUAAUAUUUCAUAAAGAUUUUUUUUAUAAAUUAGUUGAUCACUCUAAAUAGAAUAAUUAUAAAAUGCAAAACAAUAUUCUAGCUUUCAGUAACUUCUGAAACAAUAUUUUAAUAUUGAAAUAAAAAGAAGGUACUUAAUGCAAACUUUUCAUUAAGAAAAUUAUAAAGUAUAUGAUAAAUGGAAAUAAAUAUAUCUAUUGGUUUCACUGUUGUCUUAAUCACAUUAAAAAAUUUCAGUGAUAAUGAUUCAUGUUAGAAUAUGAUGCUAUACUAACAUUCAAAAAGAUCUGAAAUAAAAUAUUUAUAAAAUAUUAAACUAAAAUUAUGUCAUAAGCCACCCCUUGAAAAAAGUACCAUCAGGGGAGGAGAGGAAAAGAAUUAGACUUUUGGAAAUGCUGAGUGCAAAAGACUUGAUCCUGUAUAGGAAUUUAACUCGUUUGAGUUCUGGAAUACCUUUUUUAUCACUUAAACAUUGUUAUAAUUUUUUUUAAUUUUUAUAUCAUGCAUUUUGACAUGUAAAAUUUGAGAAAAUGUGAUCAUUUGUUGUAUUUUUUCAAUUAAAUACUUAAUAAAAGCUACAUUUAUGAUUAAGUAUUGUAUGUAAUCUUGGAUCAAUAAUGUAGUAUGAUGCUUCAAAGAUAAGUUUCUGUGUUUAUGUGUAUAUUAUUGAAUAUGACAUUAUAUUACUAUAUAUUCUCUAAAUAGUACAAAUUCAUUGUGUAUUUUUUAUGAUAUACUUUGAUUUCAAGAAUGUAUCAUGGACAAUGACUUCAUCGUAUAUAAUAUGUUAUAUGAUAUGCUGUGUUCAAACUGUGGGAGAAGGGAAUAACAGAUUGCCCCUGCAUUUUUUAUUCAGGUUGAUUAAUUUAAAAAAAUGUUAAACUGUAUUUUUAUUGCCUAAUAAGAUUGCUAAUAAUGUGUCUGUUUAUUUAUAACAUAUCUUAAAUGUACAUUUUGUAGUACAUUUGUUUCAUUCAGGCUCCAGUUCCACAUGGAACCAUUUAGCUGCAGUCUUUCUGUUUUUAUUUAUCAAUUUAACCCUCUCAGCGUUACGGCCGGAAAAUUCCGCAUAGAAGGCUGCCUUCUAUAUUCAUUAUACAUGAAAAUCUCUGCUACUUUUUAAUGUAUCUGAUUUCGGUUUGGAUGUAUAUUGGAAGAAAAGGAAUCAAUAAUGUAGUAUGAUGUAGUAUAAAAUCAGAGAGUCAUUUUUUAAUUAAAAUCAAGAAAAUACCACUUAUUCAUGACAUUUUGAGGAACUUUGAAAUUUCAGGGAUAAACCCGUAAUGUUCGGACGGUUAAAAUUAUUCUAUGAGAUUGGUACCUCUCCAAAGACAAGAGCAACAACAUGAAGUAAGAUACACCUGUAAAAUCAGAAAUAAUUCCAUUAGUUGUAGCUAAACCUUGCUUCGAACACAUGGGCAGACUAUGGAUCUCUUGAUGAUAGAAACUAGUGGAACAUGAACCAAAGAAAUUAUCCAGUGUAUGCUUCACUUUGUUGAUGAACCAUUAUCCUUACAGAUUUGGUUAUUUAACAAAUGAUAGCUGCCUACCCUGAAAUUUGAAAAAUCAGGAGUUCAACCGCCAGAAAGCAGAAGUUUCCAGAAAAUUUUCAUGCUACACGGCAGCACCAUUUUAAAAGAAUGCAAAAUUGAUUUAAAUUUAUUUUAUAAUGCACGAUAAAUUAAAUUUUAAUUUAAAUUUGCUUUAUAAUGCACAGUUUAUUCAACUAUAAUGAUUGUCACCUUAAAAUUUGUUAAUAUUAAAUUACAUAUUCUAAAUUUUUUGUUUUUGUCUAAUGGUAUUUUGUAAUUUUCUUAAGCUUUUAUAUUGAGAAGAUUCAGAGUAGGGAGAGAAAGCUUUAAUUUAUCAAAACACUUAUAAAUAUGGUAAAAGUACAAUUAACAAUUAAUGUACAUAUUGUUGUGUGGAUAAACUUAGUAAUGAACCAUAUAUUUGUAAGAUAUUAUCUCUCUCCUUACUACAUGCUUUUGUGGCAUAAUUGGAAACACAUCCAACUAACAAUUAGGAUGUCCAAACCUUGAAUUUCGGUGAGGGUAUUGCACAUUUUUUAAAGUUCCUGCCUCUAAAAAAAUUUUAAAAAUUGCUCUGCAGUGGAAUCCAUCUACAGUACAUUAAAGCAAUUAAGAUCAAAUAAAAUUUAGUAAGAAAAAUUAUGCUGAAGGUCAUUAAGGAUGGAUUUGGGGGGGGGAUGAAAUUCGGACAAAUUAGGCUUUUAAUGAAACUUAAAAUGUGCAAAAUGUAUUGCUGAAAAACACUUUCUUUAGUAAAGGUUAAAAAUUAGAAACCAGGAGCUGUAUUGAAAAACUAGGAGAACUGGCAGCUAUGCAAAUGUAACAAAUGCCAAUUCAAUGAUGUAAUGUCCAGGGAAUCGAAUCCCAGAAGGCAUGAUUUUUUUUAAGUAUACAGAGUGUGUGCAGCAAGGAAGCAUUCAAAAUGUACAGUGAGCUGUUGUAGGGAAAGAAGGUGGGACACUUUCAAGAUCAUGGAUGCUCCUAGCAAUAUAAGCAGUGUCCCAACCCAAAAUUUCCAGAUUUGUGUAAUGUAGACUCAUUAUCUUUCAUCUAGGAAAAACAUACCAUUCAGAUAAAGCAUAAAUUUAAAACUUUUAGAUUAUUAGAAAAGUCAGGCAUAAGCUGAGGUUUUUUUCAAACUAAGAGAUGGAGAGUAGAAACAUCCAGUAUUGACAAAACUGAUUAUUAUUAUUAUGGUUACCUCUUAAUUUGCUUGCUUGCUUGCUUUGUUAAAAAUUCAUUUAAUUAUAUGGCUGACAUUAUACAGAUUAAGAACAUCCUUGAAUAUUAAUACCCCAGAUCAGGGGUUCUCAACCGGUGGUUCGCAAGAGAGAUCUAUAGGUGGUGCAAAGUAUUUUUAACUACUAAAUUCAAAAAUUAAAACCCUAUCACCCUGAUUGAGAUUUUUUCUCUAACACUUAUAAAUUUAUGCGAUCUGAGCUUUGUUUAAGAGUGGUGGUGGUAAUAAUACUUUGUAGUGGUGGUACUAAAGAUUUUCGAUUUUUGUUUAGAUGGUACACAUUAGUCAAAAGGUUGAGAACUGCUGCCCUAGAUGUUAUGUGAUUUUUAAAAAUAGUAUUCAUCUUCAAUAGAAGUGAAGGUUUUGGAUUGUAAAAUCCUACUGAAGAUCCUAUUGGUAAAAUUUAGUGAAUAACUGAACAGCUUAAUUUUUUUUUUUACACUCAAUGAACCAUUUUGAUCGAACAGUUCCUUAUCUCCAACACCUGUUAAAAUUAUGUUUAAUGUGAUAUUUAACUGAAAAACGCCAAAAUUUAUUUCUAAUUUAACUUUGUUGGCAAAGAAAACUAUCAUUGCAACAGUUCCCAAAAACUUAUAGUCAGUGUUAUGAAAUAUAAAUUAAUGUUUUACUAUAUUAAAAAAGUUACCACUUUUUUGCUUGAUGAAAUUUUUUUAAAUAUCUAAGUAUGCAUAUAUAUAUGUAUUUGACUUUAAUAAUCUGCAUUAUUUAAAAUUAAAAUGGAUUUUUGCACCACUGUAGUUUUCAGGAUUUUUGAAAUGGGGUUGCAAUCAUAACUCCGUAAAUGGUAUUGUUAGUAUAUGUGAUAAAAUAUGAAUAGCAAAUUGCUUAAAAUAUUUCAGCUUUACUGAUAAAACAUACACAAAUUCAGUGCUUAUUAUGCCAAUUUGUUUUUGGUAAGAGUUUUUCCCUGUGUAUAACACAAAAAAGUUUUGUUCAUUAUAAUUUAUCAAGUUAAUAACCUUUUAUCUUAUUACUUUAAUGAAGAAAAAAAGGCCAUGAUUUUUACCAAACAGUUAAUUGCUUAGAUUAUAUUUAUAGUGGCAUAUGCUGUAACAUUAAAAAAAAAAAAAAAAAGUAAACCUGAUAUUAUGAAAUGUUUCAUAUCAGGUUUUCUUUUUCUCAGAUGUUAUUGAAGUGAAUAAUAAUUAUAAAAUUUGAUAUAGAAUGGGAAGUUUUGAAAAUUAUUAAAGCACUGAUAUGACAGGGAAAAAAAUUCUCUUUAAAAUAAAAUUUUUGAGAAAACAAUUCCCGUUAAACGAGCAAAUAUUUUAUAAUUUAAUGACUAAUUAAAGCUGCGUUAUGCCUUCUUCAUUCAUCAACAAAAUCUCAGUUUUUUUUUUUCUGGCAGUUUGCAAUAAAUGAAAAUAAAACAAGACAUCAGUUACAGUCUUCAUUCACGAAUGGAUUUCUUCUGAAGAAAGGAAUGGAUCCUUUUCCUGAUAAGACUGUGAAACAAAUAUGCUUUUGUCAUUGUCAAGUAGACACAAACCAUUGUCUCAUCAUUUUCAAAGCUGAUAGAAAUGAAUGACUUAAUGCAGUGCAAUUGAAUAUUUCUCACAACUGUUUACACGUUUGACCAUUAUCAACUGCAUUCAAUUCUCUGUGUGUAAGGCCCAUGUGGGCAUCUCAUAUAUGAUGAGUCUAUGAUGAAUUAAUCUCCACUCUUGUUAAGCAACUAUUAGAUCUCUUUUGUUUUAGUUUAAACUCAAAAACUGCAGGUGCUUGUGUCAAGUUGUUUGUAAUUUUCAUGUUUAAUUAACUCCUAUGGACAUACUUGUUGGGAUCACAAUCAGCAAGCUGCAUGAAGAAACACUUAUUAAGCAAGUUAUCUUUAUUUUAUUUGCUUUACCUUAGGAAUGAAAGAUGUAAGGUGUGUACACGCGGUGCUGCCUGUAUAAAAUAUGACAGAAUUUAUGCUUUUAAAGGCAUUCUUUCUAAAAUAAAUAGCCAUUAAGUAAAUAGCACUUAUGUGCAAUAUGAAAAUAAUGUAAUUAUGAAUUAACAUAAUUUUUCAUGGAAACAUUUACACCUAUUAAGUCAGUAGAUUUUGUUGCAUUCUUCCUUUCUUUUGAUAUAACACUUAACGUUGGACUGAAACAAAGCAAUAAAAUGUGUAAUGCUUUGUGAUUUCUCGGCUGUAAAUAUAUUUUGGUGGUGAUUACAAUGGAAGACGGAUGAAAAUCUGUAUGAUUAUAUCCCUGCCCUCAAAAUGCAAAUUCUUGGUGUCCAGACAGCAAAGUCUGAUCUUAGGAGGAAAGGUUAGAACUUGCUCAAUUUACAAAAACAAUAUUAGACUUUACAUGUAAAAUUGCAUUCUGUAAUAAAUUUAGUUUAGAAAAUGAAAUCCAAAAGUAUUUUCAAAUUGCUACAACUAGAAUUAAUAUUAAUUUUUUAGUUUUCCUUUGCAUUAAAAAUCCAUACAUUGGAUUAUUCAUAUAUCUAAUAUACACCUAUCUCAUUGAGACAAAAGAUUUGUUGAUCUUUAAAGUAGAAUAAAAAAUUCAGAAAUAUCUUUUCUCCCCUUCUCCCAGGCACUGCUUUUUCUAUUGUAACAAUGUAUUUAUCACGUGUAAUGGAUAAUCUCUUAAAAGAAGGAAAAAUAAUUUUUAAAUUUAUUACUUUCAGUAUGUGAGAUUUAUUUGAUAUCAAAUAUUACCGUUUUAGUUAUGAUAUUUAUUUUAUAUACAUUGAUUUGCAGUGGUAGUUAUCUGUGAUAUAUUGGUCUAUGUGAAAGACCAAUUUCAUCUCAUUUACUAUGAUAUGAUUUUUGUAUUUCAUUUGUAGUGAUCUGUGAUACAUUGCUAUAUAAAAAAAAUUAUACAAAUGA